GGAUUGCGGAGCAUCAGCGUGGAGAGCACCUUGCCCUGAUCAUCUGACGGCAGACGGCUCCUCCCCGCUGCCUCCAGUCUGCCACGCAAAGCGGCGGCUCGGCCACAACUCUGCACGCGCAUCUCUGCCCGGGCUCGUCUGCGUAACCGGGAGACGGAGGCGACUUGGCCCACUUUGAAUCCGCACGGACUCCGCUCCUCGCCGCGGUGUCCGCUCUGGCGUGAGUCCGUGAUGAGCGCAUCGGAGAGCGCGGACGGACGCGUUUUCCCCUCCGUGCACCGGCGGUGCGCAAAAGUGCGCGCCGAGGCGUCUCGGCGUCUUCCCGAGAAAUCAGCCCGAACCCAGGAGGCGCGCUGAGAUCCCCACCGGAGCCGCUCGUGCGAGCACCGACUCCAGCUCUCCGCCAGCAACCGUGCAUCAGCGUCACGGGAUGCAAAUCGCCACAGGUUGAGGCGUGUGGGUGUUGGCUUGAAGCGAACCGGUGCCGGCGCCGUAGCUGCAGGAUUUCUCCAAGGCGCGAGCCGGCGUUGGGGCUGGAAUGUGCCGUGGACUGCCGAUGAUUUCUCCUCGUCCUCCUGUUCAUAUCCAGCGGCAGACACGGACUGCGCUUCCCACUGCUCGCGUUUACAUUGACCUCAGAGAGACAGAUCUGGUCCUCAGCUAAAUCUCGAUCCCUCCCUGGCACUCCUCACCACCACGAUGGCUUGUUUCCUGGCGUCUGCCUUUCUCCUGGUUCUCCAGACACAUGCUGCCCCACCUGAUCCUCUCCAGGUGGGGUUUGGCCUCGCGCUGGACCCACAGCGACAGCGAUCCAAUUUCUCGGGAGACGUGGCUUCACCCCCUCCCCCGGGCGCCAGUAAAAGAGCCCCGCACAGCAUCAUCAUAGGGGUGCGCAAGGGGGGCACGAGAGCGCUGUUGGAGAUGCUGGACAUACACCCCGAGGUCGCCGUCGCUGCCACCGAGGUGCACUUCUUCGACUGGGACGAGAACUACGCCAAGGGCCUGGAGUGGUACCGAGACCUGAUGCCGUACUCCUACCCCAACCAGAUCACGGUGGAGAAAACGCCGGGCUACUUCACGUCGGCCCUCGCGCCCGAACGCAUCUGCGCGAUGAACUCCUCCGUGAAGCUGCUGCUGAUCCUGCGGGACCCGGCCGAGCGCGUCAUCUCCGACUACACCCAGGUGUACUUCAACCGGCUGGAGAACCACAAGCCGGUGCAGGCCAUCGAGAACCUGCUGGUGCGGAACGGCGCCCUCAACGUCCGCUACAAGGCCAUCCAGCGGAGCCUGUACGACGUGCACAUGCGAAACUGGCUGCGCCGCUUCCCCCUGGAGCAGGUGCACAUCGUGGACGGGGACGCGCUGAUCCGCGACCCCCUGCCCGAGCUGCAGAAGGUGGAGCGCUUCCUCAACUUGCCGCCCCGGAUAGCCUCCACCAACUUCUACUUCAACCAGACCAAGGGGUUCUACUGCAUCCGGAGCGACGGCCGCGAGCGCUGCCUGCACGAGUCCAAGGGCCGCCCCCACCCGGCCGUGAACGCCACCGUCCUGCAGCAGCUGCGCUCGUACCUGCGGGAGCACAACCGCACCUUCUUCAGGCUGGUGAAGCGCACGUUUGACUGGCAAUAAGGGAACCAGAUCACAGACCGGACCGAUAAGGGGCCAUGAAGCACUUUAGCCACAUUUCUAAGCCCCUGUCAGCAGCCUCCUAAUAACUUCCGCUGCUCACGUGAUGAGGCAAAACAUAUGAAAAACUGUUACUGGAGGCAUAAGACUUAAUGGAAAAAAAAAAAAAGACUCAAGCUUAAUAAGUCAUUCUGUCUGUGCUGGCAGCGUUUAAGUGAUCGAAUCGCAGCGAAAACAAGUUUAUGAACCUGACGAACUUCUUUUCCUCCUUCUCUUCUUUGAUAUUCUCGUUCUUGAUAAUAAAUUGUUUCGCCUUCAAACGUA
Messenger RNA from Betta splendens (Siamese fighting fish), 1950 nucleotides. RefSeq names its product heparan sulfate (glucosamine) 3-O-sulfotransferase 1-like1 (gene hs3st1l1). Gene Ontology annotation, molecular function: [heparan sulfate]-glucosamine 3-sulfotransferase activity. Bases 700 to 1629 code for a protein of 309 amino acids. The record is from RefSeq and is a predicted model, not a curated record. NCBI's taxonomy places the organism in Eukaryota, Metazoa, Chordata, Actinopteri, Anabantiformes, Osphronemidae. The transcript has 3 exons.